CCCAGGCCAGACCCAGGCCAGAGGCGGGACCAGCCGCCGCCGUCUCCGUCUCGGUGUCCCGUCCCCCACCGCGCCAGGCAGCCGCCGCGGGAGGAGCGGAAACUGCGAGCGCGCCGAGGAGCAGCGGGGCGGCCUCCGUCAGUCCAGACCCGCCGAGCGGCGCCCCGGCCCCCGCCGCGCCUUCCCGGCCCGCAGAGCGCCCACCUGAGCCCGUCGGCGCCCACCUGAAGCCCGCGCGCCGGCGCCAUGGCGGAGCAGGAGAGCCUGGAGUUCGGCAAGGCGGACUUCGUGCUGAUGGACACCGUGUCCAUGCCCGAGUUCAUGGCCAACCUCCGGCUCAGAUUUGAAAAAGGGCGCAUCUACACUUUCAUCGGCGAAGUCGUCGUUUCUGUGAACCCUUACAAGCCUCUGAACAUCUACGAGAGAGACACCAUCGAGCAGUAUAAAGGGCGAGAGCUCUAUGAGAAACCGCCUCACCUGUUCGCCAUCGCCGAUGCUGCUUACAAGGCCAUGAAGAGGCGCUCAAAAGACACCUGUAUCAUGAUAUCAGGGGAAAGUGGAGCUGGGAAGACUGAAGCCAGUAAGUACAUCAUGCAUUAUAUUGCGGCCAUCACCAAUCCCAGUCAGAGAGCUGAGAUCGAAAGAGUGAAGAAUAUGCUGCUUAAAUCUAACUGUGUUUUGGAGGCUUUUGGAAAUGCCAAGACCAACCGCAAUGACAACUCAAGCAGGUUUGGGAAAUACAUGGAUAUCAACUUUGAUUUCAAGGGCGAUCCUAUCGGUGGUCAUAUCAAUAAUUACUUAUUGGAGAAGUCUCGAGUGAUUGUGCAGCAGCCAGGAGAACGAAGCUUCCAUUCUUUCUACCAGCUACUCCAAGGAGGUUCAGAGCAAAUACUACGCUCACUGCAUCUCCAGAAAUCUCUUUCAUCCUACAACUAUAUUCGUGUAGGAGCUCAACUAAAGUCUUCUAUCAAUGAUGCUGCAGAAUUCAAAGUUGUAGCUGACGCCAUGAAAGUAAUUGGCUUCAAACCGGAGGAGAUUCAAACAGUGUAUAAGAUUCUGGCUUCUAUUCUUCACUUGGGGAAUUUAAAAUUUGUCGUGGAUGGUGACACGCCCCUCAUUGAAAACAGCAAGGUUGUAUCGAUCAUAGCGGAGCUGCUCUCUACCAAGACCGAGAUAGUUGAGAAGACCCUUCUCUACCGGACUGUGGCCACCGGCCGGGACAUCAUCGACAAGCAGCACACGGAACAAGAAGCCAGCUACGGCAGAGAUGCCUUUGCUAAGGCAAUAUAUGAGCGCCUUUUUUGUUGGAUUGUGUCUCGCAUCAAUGAUAUCAUUGAGGUCAAGAAUUAUGACACCACAGUCCAUGGGAAAAACACUGUUAUUGGUGUCUUGGAUAUCUAUGGCUUUGAAAUCUUUGAGAACAACAGCUUUGAACAGUUCUGCAUCAAUUACUGCAAUGAGAAGCUCCAGCAGCUCUUCAUUCAGCUGGUUCUUAAGCAAGAGCAAGAGGAGUAUCAGCGGGAAGGCAUCCCCUGGAAGCAUAUUGACUACUUCAACAAUCAGAUCAUUGUGGACCUCGUGGAACAACAGCACAAAGGCAUCAUUGCCAUCCUCGAUGAUGCCUGCAUGAAUGUGGGCAAAGUCACCGAUGAAAUGUUCUUGGAGGCACUGAACAGCAAGUUGGGCAAGCACGGCCAUUUUUCCAGCCGGAAGCUCUGUGCCACAGACAAAAUCCUGGAAUUUGAUCGAGAUUUUCGGAUCCGACAUUAUGCAGGUGAUGUCAUUUAUUCUGUCAUUGGUUUUAUUGACAAAAAUAAAGACACCUUGUUUCAAGAUUUCAAGCGCCUCAUGUAUAACAGUUCAAAUCCUGUUCUGAAAAAUAUGUGGCCUGAAGGCAAAUUGAGUAUUACAGAGGUGACCAAGCGACCUCUGACUGCUGCCACCUUAUUUAAGAAUUCCAUGAUUGCAUUAGUAGACAACCUUGCUUCAAAGGAACCAUAUUACGUGCGUUGCAUCAAACCCAAUGACAAGAAAUCCCCACAGAUAUUUGAUGCUGAGCGCUGUCGACACCAAGUCGAGUAUCUUGGACUGUUGGAAAACGUGAGGGUGCGACGUGCAGGCUUUGCUUUCCGUCAGCCGUACGAGAAGUUUCUUCACAGGUACAAGAUGAUCUCUGAGUUCACCUGGCCCAAUCAUGACCUCCCCUCAGACAAAGAGGCUGUUAAAAAGCUGAUUGAAGGUUGUGGCUUUCAGGAUGAUGUGGCCUAUGGCAAGACCAAAAUUUUCAUCCGAACACCCCGAACAUUGUUUACCUUGGAAGAACAUCGUUCCCAGAUGCUCCAGAGGAUUGUCCUUUUUCUGCAAAAGGUGUGGCGGGGCACGCUGGCCCGUAUGCGCUACAAGAGGACCAAGGCGGCGCUGACCAUCCUCCGGCAGUACCGGCGCUACAAAGUCAAGUCCUACAUCCAGGAGGUGGCCCGGCGCUUCCAGGGCGUCCGCAGCAUGCGGGACCACGGCAAGCACGUCAAGUGGCCCACCCCUCCCAAGGUGCUGCGCCGGUUCGAGGAGGCCCUGCAGGCCAUCUUCAACAGGUGGAGAGCCGCCCAGCUCAUCAAGAGCAUACCCGCCUCAGACCUACCCCAGGUCAGGGCAAAAGUUGCAGCCAUGGAAAUGCUGAAGGGCCAAAGGGCUGAUCUUGGGCUCCAGAGGGCGUGGGAAGGCAACUAUCUCGCUUCGAAACCAGAUACUCCGCAGACCUCAGGCACAUUUGUCCCCGUGGCUAAUGAAUUGAAGCGGAAGGACAAAUACAUGAAUAUCCUCUUCUCCUGUCAUGUCCGGAAGGUGAAUAGGUUCAGUAAGGUGGAAGACAGAGCAAUUUUUGUCACUGAUCGCCACCUGUAUAAAAUGGAUCCCACUAAGCAGUAUAAGGUGAUGAAGACGAUCCCUCUGUAUAACUUGACGGGUCUAAGUGUCUCCAAUGGAAAGGACCAACUUGUUGUGUUCCACACAAAAGACAACAAAGACCUCAUUGUCUGCCUCUUCAGCAAACAGCCAACCAAUGAGAGUCGAAUUGGAGAACUUGUUGGAGUUCUAGCGAAUCAUUUCAAGAGUGAGAAGCGCCACCUUCAAGUCAAUGUCACCAACCCGGUGCAGUGCAGCCUGCACGGGAAGAAAUGCACCGUGUCCGUGGAGACGCGCCUCAACCAGCCCGAGCCGGACUUCACCAAGCACCGCUCCGGCUUCAUCCUCAGCGUGCCGGGCAACUGAGCGCAGGCCCAGCCGCCCCCGGCCCCAUCCUCCCGCUCCACUGGGGGGCUCCCUGUUCCCCCACCUCCCUGCCCCCCUCCCACUAGGAAUCAGCUUGCCAGGGCCCUGGGGAGGUGCCCCUCUUCGCCUUCUCUGGGACACCUAACCCCUGGGGGGCGACUUCUUGGCUUUCUGCCUCUGGUGUCCGUCUUUCUCUGUCCCCACUUUCUGCAGUCCCCGCUCAACAAACCAAAGACCCUGGUGUCCCCCCCAGGCCUCCCCCAGCUGACAUCCAGAUCACCCUCACCCCAACUUAUAGGCACCUGCCCCUGGGGCCGGCCCCCCUUGAUGGCCAGGCCAAGUCCACGUGCCUGGUCCCCAGCACCUGCCCGGUGCAGUGCCCCAUCCAAAGACGAGCUGCCCUGGGGGCUGGGGAGGAGCUGGGAAUACAGCCCCCUGCUCUCCAUGAACCCUACCCAUGGGCCAUUCUCCAAAAGUGAACCCAGCGCCCCUCCCCACUCCCUUGCCACCCCCCCCCCACACACACACAUCAAAGCUCCAGGUGAGCAGGUCUACCCGCAGGGCUCCACGUGCGCCUGUGCCCCCGACCCCAGCAGAACUGCACCCUCGUCGACAGCAGGAGCACCCAGCGAGAGCUAGGGGAUGUCGAGGACCCCUGAGUUUCCCCUUGGAGCUCCUGGGUUUCAUGCUCCUGUGCAGACCUUUAGAUUGGGCCCGGGGCCGGGCACAAGGGAGUGGGGGUACUGGAAUGAUGGGAAACGAAGUGGGGUCCUGGCACUGCAGGCCAGGCCAGGAUGCCUGCACUCCCCCAGCCCCCAAACUUGGGGCGCUGGGGUUCAUGGCAGGAGAGACUGCCGUCUUGCCAGUUUCCGCCGGGCAGAAAGCACGUGCACUUCAGACACUUCCCAAGGCCACCGACCCCCAGCCUCAGCCGAGAGCCCAUACCCCGAAGCCUUGAGGACAGGAGUUGGUGCCCGCUGGGGGCUGGAGGCACAGGGGCAACAGCCUGGCAGGUGCAACAGUGGCGAUGCCAGGCUGGCACUCUCUUCACUUUCUGCCGAAGCUGCGCUUGGCCCUGCAGAACAUGCCAAGUGCCCGCCAACCAGCAGCCUGGCCCUUGCCCACCCCCACUCCCCAGGCCCCAGAGCUUGCAGCCAUUUGCAAUAAAGACUCCCACUGGCAUCUUCUCCUACCAGUUCACGUCCUCGAAGCUCAACCAGCUGCCCGUGCAGUGAAUGGUGCCACCACCGUGUAGAACUUUGCCAAUCACUGGUAGACACUAGAGGAACCACCUAACUGGAACCAUCCCUCUCCUGUCACUUUAUUUCCCCAAACAUGUCGCUUUGCACUAGACACGCAGAUGUUUGUCUUAGACACACCAAAACAGAACAUGCCAAAUGAGUGCCUUUUCUGGGACAGGAGGGGCUGCCGGGGGCCCGCAGUGUGGGGGGCCUCCCAGCCGAGGGCCGGGGACUGGCUGGCAACAAGCACUUUUUCACGAUGUCCUAAAAAGAAGUCACAGCACGUGGCAACUGAAGCUGGACCAAGAAGUUGGGGUGUGAAAGCAGUAAUGCUUUCCGGGGUGCUGAGAGGGAAGCCAGAGGACACAGUGAUUGUAUGCAAUGAAGUGUUUCUCUUGAUUUAAUUAAAUGCAGUUUUAUGGUUUGGUGCAUAUAUUCCUAUUUUCCAUUAAAUUAACUUUAUUUCUAAAGCAUAUUUUGAUUUACCAUCAAGAGCAAUAAAGCAUUAAAUCUUA
This is a messenger RNA of Sorex araneus (European shrew), 5023 nucleotides long. It is a transcript of the gene MYO1D, whose product is annotated as myosin ID. Lineage: Eukaryota; Metazoa; Chordata; Mammalia; Eulipotyphla; Soricidae. Gene Ontology annotation, biological process: actin filament organization; vesicle transport along actin filament. The transcript is spliced from 22 exons. The record is from RefSeq and is a predicted model, not a curated record. The coding region runs from base 247 to 3267 and encodes 1006 amino acids. Gene Ontology annotation, cellular component: plasma membrane; myosin complex; microvillus. Gene Ontology annotation, molecular function: microfilament motor activity; ATP binding; actin filament binding.